AUGACAGAGGGACACUUGGAGAAGAGGAAAGAGAGGCCAGUCAGAGCCAUGUGUGUCGACUGGCAGCAACAGAGAGGAGAUGAGACCUCAUAUAUUGUUUGGGCAUCUGACUGGAAACUGGACCAUCCAGACUGGACAGGGCGGCUUCGUGUCACCUCCAAAGGCAAAACUGCGUACAUAAAACUGGAGGAUAAGGUUUCAGGAGAACUCUUUGCCCAGGCUCCUAUAGAUCAAUACCCUGGCAUUGCAGUGGAGACUGUGACGGAUUCCAGCCGCUACUUUGUCAUUCGAAUUCAGGAUGGGACUGGACGAAGUGCUUUUAUAGGCAUUGGCUUCACGGAUCGUGGUGAUGCCUUUGACUUCAACGUCUCUUUGCAGGAUCACUUCAAGUGGGUGAAGCAGGAGACAGAGAUAUCCAAGGAGUCCCAGGAAGCUGACACACGUCCCAAAUUAGACCUGGGGUUUAAGGAAGGUCAGACCAUCAAACUGAACAUUGGGAACAUGACGACAAAGAAAGGAGGAGCAGCCAAGCCCCGUGUGUCUGGAUCAGGGGGCCUAAGCCUGCUGCCACCCCCACCAGGAGGCAAAAUCGCAACCCCUCCUAUAGCUCCCCCUUCUUCCACAGCCAUUGCCAACCAUGUCACACCACCACCCGUGCUGAAAUCCAGUAAUGCGAGCAGUGCAGAUAUUCUAUUAGACUUGGAUGCUCCUGCAUCUACAUCCAAGGCACCAGCAACAGCUACUACAGACCUCUGGGGAGACUUCAGCACUGCAUCCAGUGCUGCUCCCAAUCAGGCUCCUCAGCAGUCCAACUGGGUCCAGUUCUGA
Messenger RNA from Charadrius vociferus (killdeer), 828 nucleotides. RefSeq names its product NECAP endocytosis associated 1 (gene NECAP1). The coding region runs from base 1 to 828 and encodes 275 amino acids. Gene Ontology annotation, cellular component: membrane; clathrin vesicle coat. The transcript has 9 exons. NCBI's taxonomy places the organism in Eukaryota, Metazoa, Chordata, Aves, Charadriiformes, Charadriidae. The record is from RefSeq and is a predicted model, not a curated record. Gene Ontology annotation, biological process: endocytosis.